Molecule: messenger RNA, 2394 nt
Organism: Aspergillus vadensis CBS 113365
Lineage: Eukaryota; Fungi; Ascomycota; Eurotiomycetes; Eurotiales; Aspergillaceae
Product: cell pattern formation-associated protein stuA
Exons: 5
Coding region: 1-2394 (797 amino acids)
Biological process (GO): positive regulation of transcription by RNA polymerase II
Cellular component (GO): nucleus
Molecular function (GO): DNA-binding transcription factor activity; sequence-specific DNA binding
Source: RefSeq, a predicted model, not a curated record
AUGGAGCUGCGGGCUGCUCCGUACCAGGUAUCCAUACCGUUACCCCCGCCAACCGAAAAGCUGGAGCUGCCGUCGAUUUCGCAGGUCCACACCAGAGGUCCUGUUGAUAUUCCUUGGUACAACCACCACGCUGCAGAGCGACCCCUAUUGUCUGGCGACAAACUCCCAGCUCUCAGUUUACCAACGGCCACGCAGGCCAUCUCGGGCCAGUCCUAUCGGGCUAGCUACGAAGACGCGUCGGCCCUUGGUUCCAACAACACGAGCACUCGAACAAGUUUAUCGGGAGCUGCGCCUGUAGUUAGUGAAGCUAGAAGCCCGCCGCCUACGUCUGCAGACCUCACGGCCGGUGGUCAGGGCCGGCUUUCAUUGGAUUCCUCGACUCAGGAGUACUCGCUCCAACAAAACCCCGUUAGUGACGGAUUCUAUCAAAACCAGACUUCACUUGGCAGCAUGAACCAAACACAAUCCUACAUCGAUGUCCACUCAUCGCACCUGUCAUCCGCUCAGCCGUAUGCGCCUCAUGCCGCAACUGCGGGAGGGUUAGCUCAUUACCAGUACCAGCAGCCACCCGUUCUGCAGCCAGCAUCAACCACCUAUGGCCCGGCAAGCUCGUACUCUCAGUAUGCUUACCCUGGUGGAGUGACCUCCUCUCAGGGAGGUCCGCAACCCCCGACCACCUCCAUGAGCAGUGGUGUCCCAACCCAGUUGUUGCCUCUACCAGCCGUAACAACACAUGGUGCUGUUCCGACAGCGGGUUAUGGGAACACGACCGGGACCCCCUUGCAAGGGUAUGUCUAUGAUCCCACUGGCCAAGUAGCCCCACCAGGAGCGAAACCGCGCGUUACUGCCACCUUGUGGGAAGACGAAGGCAGCCUCUGCUAUCAGGUGGAAGCCAAGGGUGUCUGUGUGGCAAGAAGAGAAGACAAUCAUAUGAUCAACGGCACAAAGCUCCUGAACGUCGCAGGAAUGACCAGAGGUCGCCGUGAUGGUAUUCUGAAGAGUGAGAAGGUCCGACACGUUGUCAAGAUUGGGCCCAUGCAUCUGAAGGGCGUCUGGAUCCCCUUCGAGCGUGCCCUCGAAUUCGCCAACAAGGAGAAAAUCACGGAUCUGCUGUAUCCCCUAUUCGUUCACAACAUUGGUGGUCUUUUGUAUCACCCGACGAAUCAGAGUCGGACGAACAUGGUGGUGCAAGAAUCGCAACAGCGGCGAUUGGAGGGCCCUCAGGCUGCGCGAGCAUCUCAGGGGCCUCAGCCCUCGACUUUGCACCAUCAUCACUCCCUGCAGGGCACAGUUCCUUCGCACAUGCCGCAACCCCACACCAUGGCGUCUCAGGCCGGUGCUCGGCCGACACUCGAUCGAGCACACACAUUUCCCACGCCUCCUGCUAGUGCCUCGAGCCUCAUGCCGAUCAGCAAUCCCAGCAACUCCUAUGACUGGAACAACCAAGGGAUGAACUCGGGCGUGCCGAACUCCCAGCCGCUCUCCAUUGAUACGGCUCUGAGCAACGCCCGGUCAAUGCCGACGACACCUGCCACCACACCCCCGGGCAGCAACAUGCAGGGAAUGCAGUCAUUCCAAGGCCAAUCCGGGUACGAGUCGAAACCAUAUUACUCUGCUGCCCCGCCUUCUCAUCCCCAUUAUGCUUCUCAGCAACCUAUGACUCAGACUGGUAUGGCUUCCUAUGGACAAACGAUCCCGUCUCACCCUUACAUCAAGAGUGAGAUGGGACCCCCGUCAAGCCGGACGCCUGGCGGCCAGCCGGAGACGGAUGCACCUGAGGUGAAGCAGGAGCGCUAUGCCCACAGUAAUGGACAUGUUGGAAGCAAUGGAGCUGAGCAAGUGCCGGAGCAUGAGUCGGAGUAUGUGCAGCAUGACAAUUCUGGAUAUAACACCAACCGGGGCUCCUACACAUACACCACCAACACUUCGGUGGGCAGUCUGGCGGGUGACCACUCCCAACUUACCCCGGAGAUCACGGGUUCUCCUACCCAACAAAACGGGUCUGAACGCAUGACACCCCGUACGAGUGGUGGGCCUCCUCCCCCUUGGGGCUCCGGAUACAACACCCCUCCGCGCCCCGCCGCUGCUAGCAGCCUAUACAACAUCGUGAGCGACACCAGAGGGACAUCGGGCAAUGGCGCGACCUCUGACAAUUACUCCGUGGCUUCAAACUCUGCUCCUGGAUACUCGACAGGCAUGAACGGAUCUUUAGGCUCCACUAAGCGGAUGCGGGAAGACGAUGACGUGGAUCGCAUUCCUCGACCGGACAGCCGAGGAACGGAGUAUGAUAGCAAGCGCCGUAAGACGCUGAGCGAGGUCGGCGGUCCCGUUGGAGGUGUGCCCCUUGGGCUCCAGCCCAUGAAGGCUGGCGGUGUUAUGGCCCGUCGUCGGUAA